AGAUUGAAUCAGAGAAAUGGCUUACAGAAAUCAAACUUUGGUUACUGAGUUUUUUUUCAUGGGAUUAACAAAUCACUUCCAGUACCAGGUUGUGCUCUUUCUGGUAUUUCUCUUUGUUUAUCUUGUCACUCUCCUGGGGAACUUGGGGAUGAUCACUCUCAUUUGGUUGGAUUCCCGACUCCACACCCCCAUGUACUUUUUUCUCAGCCACUUGUCCUUUGUGGAUGUCUGCUCCUCUUCUGUCACAGGUCCCAAGAUGUUGACUGAUAUCUUCACAGAGAAAAAAGUCUGUGUGCAGCUAGUGGUGGGGCCUUAUGCCAUGGGCCUUAUUAGCACCUUGACCCAUACGACUUUUGCCUUCCACCUACCCUAUUGUGGUCCAAAUAUCAUCAAUCACUUCUUCUGCGACCUUCUUCCUGUUCUCUCUCUGGCAUGUGCAGACAUCCACGUCAAUAAAUUUUUGCUUUUCACUCUUGCUGGAGCCCUGGGAGUGCUCAGUGGUGUGAUCAUCUUGGUCUCCUACAUCUACAUUCUCAUUGCCAUCCUGAGGAUCCACUCUGCUGAUGGGAGGCGCAAAGCCUUUUCUACCUGCUCUUCCCACCUGACAGCUGUCUCCAUCCUUUAUGGGACACUUUUCUUUAUCUAUGUACGUCCAAGCUCUAGUUUCUCUCUGGACAUCAAUAAAGUGGUUUCCUUGUUCUACACAUCAGUGAUCCCCAUGUUGAACCCACUUAUCUACAGCCUGAGAAAUAAGGACGUCAAAGAUUCAUUCAGAAGGAAGAUUGAAAGGAAGAAGUUUCUUAGAGGUAGGUGA
Messenger RNA from Propithecus coquereli (Coquerel's sifaka), 814 nucleotides. Its product is annotated as olfactory receptor 1002-like. The transcript is spliced from 2 exons. Gene Ontology annotation, cellular component: membrane. Bases 17 to 814 code for a protein of 265 amino acids. The record is from RefSeq and is a predicted model, not a curated record. Gene Ontology annotation, molecular function: odorant binding; olfactory receptor activity. Lineage: Eukaryota; Metazoa; Chordata; Mammalia; Primates; Indriidae. Gene Ontology annotation, biological process: sensory perception of smell; G protein-coupled receptor signaling pathway.